This is a messenger RNA of Solanum verrucosum, 1674 nucleotides long. RefSeq lists its product as uncharacterized. Lineage: Eukaryota; Viridiplantae; Streptophyta; Magnoliopsida; Solanales; Solanaceae. The transcript has a single exon. The record is from RefSeq and is a predicted model, not a curated record. The coding region runs from base 1 to 1674 and encodes 557 amino acids.
AUGCAUCUUAUGAUGAAUGGAUUCAAAACAGGGUAUACAGUUUGGACUAGCCAUGGUGAGGUUGAAAGUGACACUAUGUUUAAUAACUUUGUUGUCGGUGAAAGUAGUAGAUCUACCGAGCAUAAUUAUUUCCAAGGUUCUAGAAUGUCAUAUAUGAUUAAUGAUGCUUUUGGGAUGCAUUCUAAUUUUGAACAAGGAGAAAAUGUAGAAGAAGCUCCUAAUGAAAAAGCAAACAUCUUUUAUGAACAAUUGCGUGAUUGUAGUAGUCCUUUGUUCAACGGGAGUCAACACUCUAAAUUGUCUGUUACAGUUAGAUUGUUAAGUAUCAAAUCUGACAAUAAUAUUUCUCAAGGAGCAAUGGACUCUAUGAUAGAACUUAUGAAGGAAUUAGUUGAUCCCAAUGUAGAGAUUCCUGAUUCUUAUUAUAAAGCAAAUGCAUUGGUGUCUAAGUUAGGACUCUCCUCGAUAAGAAUUGAUUGUUAUGAAAAAGGUUGCAUGUUAUACUUUAAGGAGGAUGUCAAUCUAGAGUCUUGUAAGUUUUGUAGUCACCCUCGCUAUAAGAUUGAUUCUACCGGAAAAAAACUUGUUAUUAAUGCGAUGCAUUAUUUACCUCUUAUACCAAGAUUGAAAAGGUUGUAUGCAUCAAAUAGCUCUGCUCCUCAUAUGAGAUGGCACCGUGAAAAUAGAAGGCCAUCUGGUGUCAUGUGUCAUCCAUCUGACGGAGAGGCUUGGAAACAUUUUGAUAGAACUUAUCCAGAUUUUGCUGCUGAACCAAGGAAUGUUAGGCUAGGCUUGUGUGCGGAUGGUUUCACCCCUUUUUCAGUUGGGGCUACACCAUAUUCUUGCUGGCCUGUGUUUAUUACACCGUAUAAUCUUCCACCUGAGAUGUGUAUGACAAGUCCAUAUAUAUUUCUGAAUUGUGUCAUUCCUGGUCUGAGUAAUCCAAAAAGCAAGAUUGAUGUGUACUUACAACCUUUGAUUGAUGAGUUGAAAUUGUUGUGGUCUGAGGGGGUAGAAACAUGGGACAUUUCUCGUAAACAAAAUUUCAACAUGCGUGCUACUUUAAUGUGGACUAUUAAUGAUUUUCCUGCCUAUGGAAUGCUAUCUGGAUGGAUGACAGCUGGAAAGUUAACAUGUCCCUACUGUAUGGAAGAUACUAAAUCAUUCACAUUAAAACAUGGCCGAAAGAAUUCAUGGUUUGAUUGUCAUCGUCGGUUCUUGCCACGUGAUCAUGAGUUUAGGAGAAAGAAAUAUGCAUUUAAAAAGAAUAAAACUGAACGAGAUGGUCCACCACCAAUAUUAACGGGUGAUGAUAUUUGGGAAAGGGUUCAAAAUUUUCCAAAGGUAACUGAGGAACCAUCGUACAAAUUUGAUGGGUAUGGUGUUGCACAUAAUUGGACUAAACAGAGUAUAUUUUGGGAGUUACCUUAUUGCAAAGAUAAUUUGCUUAGACAUAAUCUCGAUGUCAUGCAUAUUGAAAAGAAUUAUUUUGAUAAUCUGUUCAACACUGUAAUGGAUGUAACUGGCAAGACAAAAGAUAAUGUUAAGGCUAGACUUGACUUACCAGAACAUUGUAGACGACUGGAGUUGCAUUUACAGGAGUCUGCCAACAACAAGUUACUUAAGCCUAAGGCUAGUUAUUCAUUCACAAUGGAACAUAAGAGAAAUUUGUGA